This is a messenger RNA of Medicago truncatula (barrel medic), 4178 nucleotides long. RefSeq names its product F-box protein CPR1. NCBI's taxonomy places the organism in Eukaryota, Viridiplantae, Streptophyta, Magnoliopsida, Fabales, Fabaceae. Bases 77 to 1363 code for a protein of 428 amino acids. The record is from RefSeq and is a predicted model, not a curated record. The transcript has 2 exons. Gene Ontology annotation, molecular function: protein binding.
UUAAAGACACUAACAAAAAGCCAACAAUGAUAUUUUUUAAUCUUUGUCGUAAUUUCCUCGUUAUUAUUCUUAUUUCAUGUUUCAUGAUUCGUACAUUAAAAAAAACAAACACUCUACACAAUUCAAUUUUCGAAGUGUCACAAAAAAGAAAAAGCAAAGAGAAGAAAUGGAGCGUUUGCCACAAGAUUUAGUAUCCAGAAUCCUCACAAAGUUACCAGCAAUAGAGUUAUCAAAAUGCAAAUCCAUUUGCAAAUCAUGGUUAGCUCUCAUAACUAAUCCUCAAUUUAUUACUAAUUACUAUACUAUCUACAACAACCAACAUGAACAUCUUUUAGUCAUUCGUAGACCUUUUCUUUGUGGUCUCAAAACAUACAUUUCACAUCUUUCUUGGAAUUUUAAUGAUCCCAAAAAACAUAUUAUUUCUUCUGAGAUUUUUAACCCACCAUAUGAAUACAAUUCAGACCAUAAAUAUUGGACUGAAAUAAUGGGUCCUUGUAAUGGCAUAUACUUUCUAGAAGGUAAUCCAAAUGUAAUGAUGAAUCCUUCAUUGAUACAGUUUAUGGUUUUACCUCAAUCCCAUUUUACAGCUCCUCAAGGUUUUUAUUCUUUCAGUGAAUAUUAUGGUUUUGGUUUUGACCCUAAAACUAAUGACUAUAAAGUGGUUUUGUUGAAAGAUCUUUGGUUAAAGGAAACAGAUGAGAGACAAAAUGGGUAUUGGAAUGUUGAGUUAUAUAGUUUUAAUUCAAAUUCUUGGAGGAAACUUGAUGCUGAAGAUUUACCUCUUCCUUUUGAUAUUUGGGGUUCUUCAAGAAUCUACACUUUUGUGAGAAAUUGUUGUCAUUGGUGGGGUUUUAUUGAUGGUAAUAUUGGAGAUGUUGUUUUAGCAUUCGACAUGGUUGAUGAACGGUUUAGGAAGAUUAAAGUGCCAAAGAUUGAGCAUUCCAAUUCCUCAGGUGAAUGUUUUAAAACAUUGGUACCUUUUGAUGAAUCUGAUACUAUUGGUGUCAUUGUUUAUCCUGUAAAGGGAUUAGAAAAAUGGUUUGAUGUUUGGGUGAUGAAUGAUUAUUCGGAUGAAGGAUCUUGGAUGAAGUUAUAUAGUAUUGGACCUGUGCCUGUGAUUUAUAAGCUUGUUGGAUUUUAUGGGAGUAAUAGGUUUCUUUGGAAAGAUAGCAAUGAGAGGUUGGUGUUGUAUGAAGCUGAGAGUGGAAAUAUAAGAUAUCUUCAGGUUUCUGGAAAGUAUGAUUCAACAAGAGCUGCUAGAUAUAUGGAAAGUCUUGUUUCACUUCAAAGAGGAAAUGAGAGUGGUUAUCAAUGUUUUUCUUGUAGUUUGGUUCAUGAUCCACUUUUGAACCUGGGGGAGUAAUUUAAUUUUCUUUAUUACUUUGUAGUUUAGUCUUCUAUUGUACCGUGCUUUUGUUGAAUCUUCAAAGUGUAGUUUUUACUUAAAUCGUGGUUGCAUACCGCAAUUUUGUCAAAUUCAUUGUCAAUGCAAAAAAGCACUUAAAAUCAUGAAUUUUCAGAAUCUUCCAUCGAAUCUCUUUUAAUUCGCGGUUUGGGGGUAAGGAGAAUUAGGGAGUUUAACUUGGCGUUGUUGGGGAAGUGGUCUUGGCGGAUGGUGACGGAGAGAAAUGGGAUGUGGUUUAAUUUAUUGGCCACUAGAUAUGGCCUUGCAGGGGGGCGGUUGCAGGCUGGGGGAAGGGAGGGGUCGGCGUGGUGGAGGGAGAUAAUUAAUAUUCGUGAUGGUGUUGGAUCGGUGGUGGGUACUUGGUUUCCUUACAAUUUAAAUUUAAAGGUCGGAAACAGGGUACAUUCUUUAUUUUGGUUUGAUAGGUGGGUGGGGGACGUUCCUUUUCAGGUUCGACUCGGACGUCUGUUUGAGUUGUAAGAAAAUAAAUUAUUAACUGUAGCUCAAAUGUUUCAGUUGGGUUGUGAUUAUGGAGGGGAUGCGUGGAAGUGGAGAAGGGGGUUACGGGUUUGGGAGGAGGAGUUGGUAGUUGAGUGUAGGAUGUUAUUAUUGUCUGUUAUGCUGCAGGUUGAUGUUGAUGAUGUCUGGUCUUGGUCUCCUGAUCUAGUAGCUGGAUAUACUGUGCGUGGUGCAUACAAAUCGCUUAUAAGUGAGAUGGGAUCGUCACCUAGUGUUCCCUUGGUGCCUGCUGCUUUGGAGAAAAGAAGUUCUGUUAAAAGUCUCAAUUUUUGCCUGGCGUCUUUUCCAUGGUAGAUUGCCUACGAAGGCGAAUUUAUUCAAAAGGGGAAUCGUUCAUCAUGAUGCUCAUAUGUGUGUUACUAGGUGCAGAUUAAUUGAAUCAGAUGUUCACCUUUUCCUGCAUUGUGACGUUUUUGGUCAGGUGUGGCAGCUUGUCCAACAUUGGUUGGGUGUUUAUCCAGCAGAUCAUGCAAGCAUGGUGGAUCAUUUCCAGGUCUUGCAAAAUUACGUUGCUCUAUUAUGCAUCUUUUCUGGUUUACGAGUUCUUGGGUGAUUUGGAAGGAAAGGAAUGCGAGAAUAUUUCGCGCAAAAGAAAGCACUCAUCAUCAGCUAUUGGAAAAAAUAAAACUCCCUUUUCUUUUAGUGGUUUAAAGCUCAUUCUAUUGCUUUUUAUUAUAGUUAUUAUGAUUGGUGCCAUAACCUUUUUUAUGUCCAGGGGUUGGUUAACCUUUAACAUUAUCUAUUGAAACACUUCUGUAAUUAUUGGUUAUCCUUCUUUGUAUACCUUGUGCUGGAAGGGUAUAUAUAUGAAGCCGGCUCGUGAAUAGUACUGGGAACGAAUGUAACAUCAACCUAAUCAAUAAAUUUCUUUUUUACACCCGUGUACCUUGCUUCCAUAAAAUAAUAUAUUAUAUAUUAUUACAACUCGUGUACCAUGCGUCGAAAAUUAAUAAUUUCUGGAUCCACGGAGACCAAAUCAUUUAUCUAUAAAUUGCUACUUGCAAGAAAAUGUUAUCACUCAUAAAUUUCACAUUUCUUGCCAGCAGCACAUGCACAUCAUUUAUUGAAAUUCAGAUUGAUAUUUUGAAGUCAAACUGAUGAGUUGGAAACAAAGACUAUUGAUUAUUCAAAGCAUGGGCGAUUUUUUAUGGACAUGUCAAUAUUGAGUUGUGUUAAGCAUCUUCAAAAAAUCUUUUCUGAAUUUAAAGCUAGAGGCCAUCCUGGAUGAAAAAGUUGACUAUCUAAUUAGAUUUAGGUAGACAUAUUUGAUUUCAGAAUUGCCUCUAAUUCUAAAAUUACAAAAGGUUUAUUGAAGAAUAAAGGUGAUUACUCAGCGGUACUAUAUCCAUUUGAGUGUGCAGGACCAUAAAUUAAAAUUUAACAAGGUCUGAACAUGUAUAAGAGCAUCAGAAGCAGAAGAGAACCUAAAAGAUUAUGGUAGAAUAUUUGAAGAAAGGUCAACUAGAAGUCAACACCUUAGAUCAGAAGAAAGAAACUCAGAAGCUGAAGAUCUGCAUCAAACUCUAAAAACCUCCACACUCUGAAGAAUAGAAGAUCCAGAGGGUCCCAAAAUUCACGUCAGAUUUGUCCUUUUCUGUAGCUGUCUCUAUCAAGUCUUGAUAGUACAAUCUGUCUUCUUUUGACCAUGUAUAGAAACAAAUAAAAAACUUCAAGGACAACCAGAAUGAACAGAUAAUUUCAAUUUAUGCAAUGAAUUUCGAAUGUCUAAUCAACAAUAUUAUCCAUAUCAGGUAAUGAUCCAACAUCCUUGAUUUGAAGCUUCUCAACAACUCUUAAUGGCUAGCACUCUUUUCCAACGUCUCUAAAAUUUUGAGCUAUAUAUAUAUAUUUUAUUUUGUUUUCACUUUUUUUUUCUUUCAUUUUGAGUGUUCCAUGUUGGAUUGUAAAUUGUAGUAUGGGGUCUUCAACAAUAAAAAUGAUCUUUGCUCUUACACCGUUAAGUGUUCAAUCAAGAGACCGGAGCUUUGAUACGAAGGUGGUUGGAAACGGGUGGUUGGUGAGGCACCUGAUUAGAACAUUGAAAUGUCAUGAAGAUAAUAGUACAGCUCAACAAAACAGAAGGACACAACUAAAUAUCAAAAUACAUCUUAGUUAGUUAGAUUACUUGUAUAACAUGCUCCUAUUAGAUAGUUUAUUUGGCUACUAUAGAACUCUCACUAACUACCAUAAAUGUUACAUUGUAAUCUCAUCAUUCACUAAUUUGAGGAAUUGUAAUGUUUUGAGGUAAAUCAAA